This is a messenger RNA of Conger conger (European conger), 3365 nucleotides long. RefSeq names its product interleukin-10 receptor subunit beta-like. The transcript has 8 exons. The record is from RefSeq and is a predicted model, not a curated record. Bases 1351 to 2904 code for a protein of 517 amino acids. Lineage: Eukaryota; Metazoa; Chordata; Actinopteri; Anguilliformes; Congridae. Gene Ontology annotation, molecular function: protein binding.
AAUCAGCCCAUUGUGUGGCAGCAGUGCAAUACAUACAAUCAUGUAGAUACAAGUCAGGAGCUUCAGUUAAUGUUCACAUCAACUAUUAGAAUGGGGGGAAAUUUGAUCCAAGUGUUUGUUGGUUGUUGGUGGCAGACAGGGUGGUUUGAUUAUCUCAGAAACUGCUGACCUCCAGGGAUUUUCACACUCGUCUCGAGUUUGGGUGCAAAAAAAACCCAGUGAGUAGCAGUUCUGCAGACAACAACACCUUGUUAAUGAGAGACUGGCCAGACUGGUCAAAGCUGACAGGAAGGUGACAAUAAUGAAAAUAGCCACACAUUACAACAGUGGUAUGCAGAAGAGCAUCUCUGAACACACAACGCAUCAUAACUCUAAGUGGAUAGGCUACAUCAGUAGAAGUCUCAAAAAUGAGUCUAAUAAAUACCUAACAUAGUGCUCAGUGACUGCAUAUUUUAAGUGGCUGAUUGCCAAAAGACUGAAAUUUUUCAUUUAUCCAUAUAUCCUCUUGCAUAGUCUUAUCUUUGACCUAUUUGACAAAAGAAUAACCUGCUUCUUUUUUAGCUUUAGACAAUCCAGAAUAUUAAUUUCUGUUCGUUUCUGAAAGCCUGGGGCAUGUUCAAUCUGAAAAGGUUUUGCUACGGUUUCUGUGUUGAAUGAUAUGCUUUUUCCCAACGGUGUGCAACGUUUUGCAACAGGCUUUGAGGUAUGUUUGCUCCUGCUUGGUGGGUGUAGCCCGAAUCAGUAAUGACGUAGUAGGCCUACGCUUUAAAGGCUGGAGAACGCCUUCUCAGACGCCAUAGGAGCAAAUCAUACUAUGUCACUAAGUCCGCCCACGGUUUGCAGCAGGACGUUCAAAGCAACACCGUUUCUAAUUAAAAAACGUGUGGGGGCUGAACGUAGCCUUGGAAAAUAAAACCCGUUCAGUCAAAAAUGACUUCUGUAAAGCGCAACAGCUGUAUGAGGACCGCCUCUGGCGUAUUCUGCACUUUACACCAUACUAUUCCUCAUUCCAGAGCUUUGGGAUUGUGAAGAAAUCACGUGAUUGUAGAGUUACCAUGCCGUUGCUAUAGCACGGUUCUGGGAUGUUUUUUUCUUUUUUUUCUUCCUGUGUAUACCCUUAUAUGGGGAGACAAUACAAUUUAAGUGCUGUUAGCUGAUGAUGUGUCAUUGAAAGACCAGUCGUCAUUUUAUCUUUUCCAGAUAUAUGCUCGUUACAUGUAUCAUUUAUGCUGACGUCACGUCAAAGCAAUUGUACUUCGUGGUCAGCUUAGGGAUUUCACUUCAGUAACGUGCACCAAGACUGUAGAGGAAGUGGGAAAUGAAGGACAAUGGGAGAAAACAAUUCAAGUUAUGAAAUAUAUUUUAUUUACUAUACAUUUCAUACAUCAAUGUUAUCUUGGUCUGGGUGCUCUCCCUGCUCCAGUAAACGUGACGAUCGACUCUCUGAACUUUGAGCCCAUCCUGCGAUGGGAGCCCGGCCCAGGGACACCCCCAGGCACCGCCUACCGAGUCAAGUACAGUUGCUACGGGAGGCGCUUGUGGCUGGAGCCCAGCUUUUUGAACUCCACUGUCACCAUGCUAAACCUGACGGGCACCUUCAAGAAGCCAAAGAAUCCCUACGCCAUCCACGUGCGGGCCCUGAAUGCUGGCUUGAAGUCGCCCUGGAGCAGCCAACUCUUCUGCCCCUAUAGGGACACUGUCCUUGGCCCUCCUCUGGUAUCUGCGACAGGCCACGGAGACCGUCUGCUGCUCAACGUUACACUUCCCAGGGGCAGAGCAGAUGAAUCCAUCCAGGAAAUCUAUGAUAAAGUUUCCUUUUCCAUCUUCUGGAAGGAAGCUGGUGAGAGCAAGGAGCAUAAGGUGAUCACAACACAGAGCGAACAUGUCAUCAACCACCUCCACCAAGGGGUAGAGUACUGUGUGAUGGUGCAGCCAGAAAUAAUCGAAAAUCCAAAUUUACUGUCCUCUGACUGGACCUGCUGUUUCACCAGCCCUUUGCCCCUCAGCCCAGUCCCCAUUACUCUGGCAUUUGUGUCAGUCAUUCUGAUCCUGGGAGGUACAGCCCUUCUGGGCCUCAUCUACACAGGUUUCCUCUGCAGGCUGAACAACAGAGUACCAAAUGCCCUGCGGAUGUCUCUGGCGCGGUCGUACGUCCUGACUGUGGACGCCACAGUGCCAGACCGGGUCUCGGUGAUGCCCGGCACAGGCGAUGCGGCAGAGGGUGGGGACGAGGACGAGGAAGAGGCCACGGGGAACGGCGGUUACGAGAGCCGAGCGGGGGGAUUCUCAGAGGCCGGGUGCUCCCGCAGCGGGGGCACGGUCACGCCCCUCGCCGCUGGCACCUCCGUCUCCGAGGGUUCUGGGAAUUCCUGGACGUCCGGCACUGUGGGAGUGGAAUGCGGGGGCCCCCGUACUGCGGGCGUGCUGUGUCAGAGCGAGAGAGCAAUAACAGGACCCGGUCUCUCCGAGCAGAUACAGGAGGAGGGGGAGGAGGGAGAUGAGGGGUGCCGUGCAGACAUUAACCUGCUCUCUGUGGCCCUGGGAGCUCAGGAUGUGGAGGAAGAGGAGGGUGGGGAUGAGGGGUGGGCAGCAGAGCUGCAGCUGAGGGACGGCGGGGGUGAGCACCAGCCCCUGUUGUCCCUGGAAACGGGGUCGGGGAGCAGGCUGGUGAAGCAUGGCAGCUUGCAGGCAGACGACACAGCGCUGUCACACUCGGCCCGCUUGCCCGCCCAAUCAGAACGUGGGAAAACCCACUCUUGCCAUUUACAGCUGCACCCUGAAGACUCCAGACAGAUAGACACUCAAAGCGCACUGGAGGAGGAGGAGGAGGAGGAGGCGGAAGAAGAGGAGGAAGAUGAGGAAGAUGAGGAGUGUUCAGGCUACAUGAGACGCACAGCUCAUUAAAUUGGCUCUCUCUGUGUGCCCAAAAGCUUCGGCCUCUCUGUGUAUGUCUAUGCUCAGAUGCUGCAGACCAGACCGGUGCAGAGGAUGAGAAACCAGAGUGGAGCAGGGCGUGGCAUUAUUUAUGUCUGUGAAUGCAUGUGUGUACAUUACACAUUACUGUAGAAGACAAGCAAGAGCAUCAGGAGUCAGAUCUGCAGUGACAGGCUGAAACCACUUGUCCACAAUUGUAUAAGAUCCGGUCAGAAAUCAUGCACUUUAUACCCAUUCAUUUUCUGUCUUAAUUUUUAUUUAAUUUCUUUAUUUGCCUUGGUUCGUGCUCUGCUUUAUUUAAACAGCAUUUGCGGUACGGAGAUAAGUUACAAAUGUUACACUGAAGGUCCUUGAAUUCCUUCUCAUAUAGGUUGAUCCUGAUCUGUUUUCUUAAAGAAAAAAUGACUAAAUUAAAACCACAGUUUUUUUAA